UCAUAGAGUUUCAGAUAGCGCCGUCUCUACUACUCAAGUAAGCAGCAGCGGAAGAAUUGUUAGCCGAAGUUAACGGAAACGGUGAAAGAAUCGGUUCUUUUCUAAGUUUGAAUUCACCACACCUUGUGUUGUUGUUGUUGUUGUUCUGUUUCCCUAUUCUCUCUAACAAUGCCAACGAGGUUUCCCAGGAGGAGCAUCCUUUUCUCAAUCCCCACGAAGAUUCUUCCCCCUUUCCCGCAACGCUACUCAAACCUCGUCCUUCCCACCGACCCACCACCACCAACCCCUGCCCUUGACAAUUUUCCCGGGAAAAUCGCUUCAAGCUUCAAUUUUCCCGAGACAAUCGCCCCCGAACCCUCUUGGGUCGUUCCGUCACAAGAUGAGGUCUUGGACACCCUCUUGCGGCACAAGGGGGACCCCGCAUCGGCGUUGAGGUUCUUCAAAGGCAUAGAGAGACAACGAGUGUUCGUGAAAACCGCUGAUGUUUUAUGCUUGUUGCUUCAGAUCCUUGCCUCGUGCCCCAACACUCACGGAGAUGCCAAGUAUUUGCUCAAUAGCUAUGUCUUUGGAGAUUCAGCCCCUGUUGCGAAGGUUCUGGUGGAAAUGUUAGUGGAGUGUGCGGGAAGGUAAAGGCAUUCCUUAGAGGCGAGCCUCUACCCUUUACUGCUGGUAAGCUUGAAGGGAUUGCAGCUGUUGUAAAUGAGAAUGUUAGAACAGUGAGGAAACUCAGCAGCAUUAGUCUUCGGUAUUGGAUUUUGGAAUAUUACGAAGACAACCUAAAGAGAGAACAUAUCGUGCAUUGGUCCUUAAAUUUAUGAAGGAUCGAAUUGCAGCACUAUUGUUGGUUGAGGUUGGGUUUCAAGCUUCUGCCUGGAUCUCUGUUGGAACGCAGAUAGGGGAUGAAGUAAUAGGUAAGGUGGUAGAAGCACAUCCACGUGAUGAUAUAAUUUUUCUGAAGGAGGUAGUAAAAGAGUGAGCUAAGGUACGAUUUUGAAUAGAGUUUUUCAAUAUUCAACGAUUUAUUCCAAAGGGUAAAUCAUCUCUCUGCAUCCCUAGCCUUCAAAGCUUGGCUGCUUGUACGAAGAGAGUUCACACUUCACUGUCAGAAUCACAUCAUUUGAAACUUUGUUAAGAUGUUCAAAUCCUGAUGUGUCAUUUCUGGCAGAGAAAUUUAAGGAAGUUAGGCAAGUGUCUAUAUGGCCUUGCAUGUUACACGGCCCUGCCAAGUUGCCAUAUUUGUGAAUCCAAUAUUC
Molecule: messenger RNA, 1253 nt
Organism: Cajanus cajan (pigeon pea)
Lineage: Eukaryota; Viridiplantae; Streptophyta; Magnoliopsida; Fabales; Fabaceae
Source: RefSeq, a predicted model, not a curated record